This is a messenger RNA of Boeremia exigua, 1091 nucleotides long. RefSeq lists its product as uncharacterized. The record is from RefSeq and is a predicted model, not a curated record. The transcript has 2 exons. The coding region runs from base 32 to 1015 and encodes 327 amino acids. NCBI's taxonomy places the organism in Eukaryota, Fungi, Ascomycota, Dothideomycetes, Pleosporales, Didymellaceae.
CGACACGGAACUGGGUUUCGAUCACUACGAGAUGGAGCACACCGAAGCCAAGGCCAGCAAAUGGCGCAGACAGAUGCAGAAUCGCCAAAAUCAGAGAGCACGCCGACUGCGCAACAAAGGCCCAGUUGCGGGUAACGUCUCCGCACUCCCGUACCGAGUCGAACGCUGGCGGCUUGAUGAGCUCGAUGAACUCACCUCGCUGUCUUCAACAAGUAACGUGAUAGCAAUACAUGUUCCGCCUCGACAACAUGGCUGUUCUCCAACUACACCGCCUCGACAAUAUGGCUGUUCUCCAAUUACACCACCACCCACAAUCAAACGCCCGUCACCUGUUCAAGGUCCAGAACGGCCAGAUUCCAUUGUUCUAGCCAAACCCCGGCCCGUUACCCCACCGUCGCUCAACUUUCCCCUCUCAACUGAUCACCUCCUGCAUCUCAUCCAAUACAACGUCUUCCGCGCUUUCGUCACCAACAAAACCACGCUGAACUUGCUCCUGAAAGGCUGGCCUCCCGCGCCCGCCUCUCAGACAACAUGUCCCAUAGCUGGCCCCCACACAGACGCCACCAUGAUCUACCCGCUGAACCCCAACAUCCCCGCCGCACUUGCCCCAACACGUACGCAGCAGGAAACGCCGCACCCGCUGUGGAUCAACUUCUUCCCGUUCCCCCGCAUGCGGGACAAUCUGAUUCGGGCGGGUGAGGCGCUUGAUCACGGCGCGCUGCUGUAUGAUCUCAUUGGUGCGCUGAUGGGCGGCGUGCGCUUUUCUGGUCUGCCUGCUAGUAUUGCGCUGUCGGGCCCUGAGACUGCAGAGGGCGAUGAGAGCAGUGGGCUGGUGGUGUGGGGUGAGCCGCACGAGAUGCGCAACUGGGAGGCGACGCCGGGGUUUGUGGCGCGCUGGGGCUGGGCGGUUGAGGGUUGUGGGGAGUUGCUUGAGGCAAGCAAUCGGUGGCGCGCAAUAAGGGGCGAGGAGCCGCUGCAAAUUCCUAUUCGACAUGCUUCCGGGCUGAGCGUGUAAGUUUGUGCAAGAGAGAAGGACUGAUUGGUGCGAGACCACAUAGGGUGAUGCUCACACUUGCAAUCGCAAUGGAUUU